UUUAGAAAAAAGAAGAAGAGACGACAAGUCAGUUGCUACUUAUCAACUUAUCAAUGUCUUGUUUUUCUUCAAUUUUUUAUGGUUAGGAAUAUUUGAACAAUUUCAGAGCUGUGAUAGAUGUGAUAAUUGUUAUAAUCAAAUUUACCAAUUAAGUAAUGGAAGGAAAGAAAGUAAAUAAUUUCCAACCCAUUGAAGAAAUAGUCUUAAUGAGACACGUUGAAUACUAUGUGAGUGCAGUGACUGACUGCAGUUCCCGAUUCAAUUAUUCUAAUAGCGUUUAUUAUUCCCCCCGCAAUUUAAUCGGAAGAUAUGAAAGGUAUCCUGCUUAUGGCGAUUUUCCUGAAACGUAUUCUCUUAGAACUUAUGGAACCUGGUGGAAGGAAAGUGAAGGGUAUCAAUCAGAUUACAGACCACAAGAUGCCGAUCCUUUAGGUGCUCAAGAUUUUCUAGUUGUUAGAUUCGAAGGUCCAGCCAUUCCAAGGCAAAUUUUCAUUUAUGAAGUUUACAAUCCAGGAGCAGUUGUACGAAUUUGGGGAAAAAUCGUGUAUAAAAUCGAUUUGCCUUGGAAAUUGCUAUGGGAGGGACCACCACAAACUCACUCUCAUAACUCCAGACUAUUUCAGCCUCAAAUCACACCAAUCAACGAGAUGAUUAAUUCAAUCCGAUUAGAGUUUAACCAAAGCCACCUUGAAUAUCAUUAUUCUAUAGAUGCUAUAUUGUUGGGAGGAUUUCAACCCUGGAGCGAUCUGAUGAAUACAAUUUUUCUUGAAGGCUUUACCGCUAUUUCUAUACCUAAAGGAAAAAGAGCUAUUCAAAACAUUCCAAAUAUCAAUGAAAAGCAAGAUAUAAUCUCGUAUUUACCUUAUGAACUGUUGGUGCACAUAUUCCAGUUCUUAGAUUUGAAAUCUUUAAGCAAAUGUGCUCAAGUAAGUCGUAAAUGGAAAUUGAUUUCUGAAGAGCAAUCCCUCUGGCAAAGUAUAAAUUUGAAGCCUUACUGGCACCUGGUCAACUAUUCCACAUUGAACUAUUUCAAACAAAAAUGCAAAAAUUUGAAAAAAUUGGACUUGUCUUGGUGUGGAAAUGAUUUAGAUAGUUUGGGUUUUGCUUGUUCAUC
Messenger RNA from Leptinotarsa decemlineata (Colorado potato beetle), 1114 nucleotides. Its product is annotated as F-box/LRR-repeat protein 4. The record is from RefSeq and is a predicted model, not a curated record. Gene Ontology annotation, molecular function: protein binding. NCBI's taxonomy places the organism in Eukaryota, Metazoa, Arthropoda, Insecta, Coleoptera, Chrysomelidae. Gene Ontology annotation, cellular component: SCF ubiquitin ligase complex. Gene Ontology annotation, biological process: SCF-dependent proteasomal ubiquitin-dependent protein catabolic process.